AUGAAACAUCUGGACUGUUCUCAUUCUUCAAAUCGGGUACACGAAAACAGCGUGGGGACUCUCAAGAAGGUUCCGAUUCUUCUGAUCCCGGGAAACACGGCGGACCAAAGGAAUCAGUCAGGAAUCAAGAGGGAAUCGAGCAAGUUUAUUCUACGUCGUCUUCACAGGAUCAUGAUGCGAAAGUUUCUGCUGGUGGUCCUGAAUCCAUUGGUUCCCGCACAUAUGUUUUUGGACGGUGGCGACAUGAUGCUAAAAGUGAAGGUGAGAAGGAUCCGAAUCAACCAGGAACUUAUGGUGUAUCUUCCGCCUCUUACGAGAAUCCCCAUGAGUCUACGACUAGCCAAUUUCAGGUUAAGAUCAAAAAACUCGUCUUCCUGGACAUGGGCUCGCUCUUCAGAAGGUGUAAAACCUACUGGAGAUGAAGAAUCUGCUGGAUUACGUUCAGGAAAGGAUCUUCCUCAACGUGACUCAUCUGAAGAAUCAGAACGUUUAAUAGCUGUUGCAAGUAGUCAUACAGGUCGUCUUGAAGGGAGAACAUUGCAAGGAGAUGAAUGGGUGGAAGUUCGUGUAGAUCGACGUGCCGAGGUUCAACUUGAACCCGUGUUUUGCUUGACAGGGGCGGGGUUACGCGAUCUCUCCGAGGACGAAGCUGGGAUGAUCUUCUCUGUUACGCCACCAAUGCCGUCGUCUAGUCGUUCGUUCUUCAGUCGACUCGGUUUCAAGAGUUCAUCACAAAAGCCAAAGAAACAGAAGAAAGGCAAGAAAGAAUCCGACUCAAGUGAUUCUUCUAGUAGUUCGGAAGAUGAGAAAAAUCAGAUCCAAGUUAUACCAGUCGAGGUUUGUAUGAACUUUUUUUCCACAUUUUUAGACGUAUUUAGGUCACUUAAUUUUAUGUACAUUUGCAAUGAUUUGGUAGUUGGACGUACUGCACUAGAGAGAUCUUACUUCAACUUUUCUGCUGUACUAUUUGCCUAG
This is a messenger RNA of Cooperia oncophora, 975 nucleotides long. The record is from the annotation of a GenBank genome assembly. NCBI's taxonomy places the organism in Eukaryota, Metazoa, Nematoda, Chromadorea, Rhabditida, Trichostrongylidae.